CACCCUGUCCCAUUUCAAAAGUAUUUUGCUUCUUAUCUCCCCCAAUCUGGUCUCUCUUCUAUAAGUUCCACCCCUUCUCUUAUCCCAUGCACCUUCUAUUUCCCUGUGGUUUAAGAUUUCCUUACUUCAGUUGAGCUUGCAUGUUAUUCCCUCGCUGAGCCAAUAACAAUAAAGUUCAAGCUUUGUCUGCCAUCCACCCACUCUAUCCUAUCUUCCUCUCCGGUGUAAAAACUUUCACAUCUCUUUUAGAGAUAAUUUAUCCGCAUUCUACCUUUUCCGUUCUCCCAAGGGAUUCCUUUUCCUCUCCUUUUAACAUUCCAUCAUAUACAACUGAAAACCAUGUCCUCUGUCUAUGUAUACCCCUCCUAAUUGCCAUGAGAAUGAUAAAUUUCUUAUAAAAGUAUCAUCUUCCCAUGUAGAAACAUAAAUAGUUAAACUUUAUUGAAUUGCUUGUAUUCAAAAGUUAGAUUUUAUAUUUAGCUCUGGUCUUUUCCUCAGGAAUGCUUGAAAGAUCUGUUUCAUUAAAUAUCCAUUUUUCCCCCCAUGAAGGAUUAUAUUGUUUUGCUGGGUAAAUUAUUCUUUGUUUUAAUAAACUUUGCUCCUUUGCCUUGAAGAAUUUCAUAUUCCAAAUCCUCUCAUCAUUUAUGCUAAAUUAUUCUGAUUGUUGCUUUGUGAUAUUUAAAUUGUUUUCUUUCUAGCUACUUCUAAUAUUUCUCUCCUUGACCUGCGAACUCCGGGAUUUGGUUGUAAUGUUCGAGAGAGUUUUCAUUUUGGAAUCUCUUUCAGCAGGUAAAAGUAGAAUUGGAUCAAUUGAUCGGUUGUCCUUGAUUUUUUUCUUCUUUGUUUAAAGGAUUUUUCUACAGAAGUUGCUGAGACAUUUUUUGCUGGUUAAAUAGAGGUUUGUUUAAACCUGUAUUUUGAAUGUAGUUUGGAAAUAUUUGAAACCAUGGGAAUAAAGGUUCAACGUCCUCGAUGUUUUUUUGACAUAGCCAUAAACAAUCUACCUGCUGGAAGAGUUGUCUUUGAAUUAUUUUCUGAUGUGUGUCCCAAAACAUGUGAGAAUUUCCGGUGUCUUUGUACAGGUGAAAAAGGUACAGGAAAAUCUACUCAGAAGCCAUUACAUUAUAAAAGUUGUCUUUUUCACAGAGUUGUAAAGGAUUUUAUGGUUCAAGGUGGUGACUUCAGUGAAGGAAAUGGUCGAGGUGGGGAAUCCAUUUAUGGAGGAUUUUUUGAAGAUGAGAGUUUUGCUGUUAAACACAACAAAGAAUUUCUGUUGUCAAUGGCCAAUAGAGGAAAGGAUACUAAUGGUUCGCAGUUUUUCAUAACAACUAAACCUACACCUCAUUUAGAUGGGCACCAUGUUGUUUUUGGGCAAGUGAUCUCUGGUCAAGAGGUUGUGAGAGAGAUUGAAAACCAGAAAACAGAUGCAUCUAGCAAACCAUAUGCUGAAGUACGAAUACUUAGCUGUGGGGAGCUAAUUCCCAAAUCUAAAGCCAAGAAGGAAGAAAAGAAAAGACAUAAGUCAUCGUCUUCAUCCAGUGAUUCAGAUAGUUCAACUGAUUCUCAGUCCUCUGAUUCUUCUUCUGAUUCGGAAAGUGCUUCUGAAGAAAAAUCCAAAAAAAGAAAAAAGAAACACCGAAAAUCCCGAAAACAUAAGAAGGAAAAGAAGAAGAAAAAGAAAAGCAAGAAAAGUUCUUCUACUGAGAGUGAAGAUGAAAGCCCUGAAGCACAACCACAAUCUACUGUCCGUCCAGAAGAGAUCCCUCCUAUUCCUGAAAACAGGUUCCUAAUGAGAAAAAGCCCACCUAAAGUAGAUGAGAAAGAGAGAAAGAAUAGAGAAAGGGAAAAAGAAAGAGAGUGUAAUCCAUCUAACUCCCAGUCCUCUUCAUAUCAAAGGCGACUUCUAGUCACCAGAUCUGGAAGGAAAAUUAAAGGAAGAGGACCAAGGCGCUAUCGAACACCUUCCAGAUCCAGAUCACGAGAUCGGUUCAGGCGCAGUGAGACUCCUCCACAUUGGAGACAAGAGAUGCAGAGGGCUCAAAGAAUGAGGGUGUCAAGUGGUGAAAGGUGGAUCAAAGGGGAUAAGAGUGAAUUAAAUGAAAACAAAAAAGAAAAUCAAAAAAGUCCAGCAAGAGGAAAAGAAAGAAAAGCAUCUGAACACAGACAUAUAUCAGAAAGUCCAAAUAGAAAAGGUGAAAAAGAAAAGAAAACAAAAGACCAUAAAUCAAACAGUAAAGAUAGGGACACAAGGAGAAAUUCAGAGAAAGAUGACAAAUAUAAUAAAAGUAAAACAAAGAAAAGGGCCAAAUCUAAAAGCAGGAGUAAAAGCAAAGAGAAGUCAAAAAGUAAAGAAAGAGAUUCAAAGCAUAACAGACAUGAAGAAAAGAGAAUGAGAUCAAGAAGCAAAGAGAGAGAUCAUGAAAAAGCAAAAGAAAAAGAGAAACAUUCUGAUUCCCGAGGCAAAGAACGAGAAAAGAGCAGAAGUAAAGAGAGAUCUAAGCGAGCAGGGUCAAAAACUAAUGAACAUGACCAUAGCAGAAGUAAAGACAAGGAUAAAAGGGCCAAAUCAAAGAGUAGAGAACGGGAGGUAACCAAAGGAAAACACAGCUCUAAUGGCCGGACAAGGGAGCGAAGCAGAAGCAGGGACAAAGGAAGAAGAGCCAGAUCUAGGAGCAAAGAUCGAGAUCGGAGUAGAAGCAGAGAAUAUUAUAGGAACAGAGAGAGGGAAUCCCGGAGAAGAGCGAGAUCAAGGAGCAAAGAAAGGAAAGGAACACCAGAAAAAUCUAGAAGUAAAGAUAGGAGGAGGAGGAGAGAAUCCAGGAGUUCAGGGAGAGAGGAAAGUCAAAGCAGGAAUAAAGAAAAAAGUAAAAAUCAAGAAACAAAGAGUUCACAUAAAAAAGAGAACUCAGAGAGUGAAAAAAGGCACUCCAGAAACCACGAUAACAGUAGCCGAGACAGCAGUAAAGAGAAAAAAGGUGACCGAGAUCAGAGUCCAAACUCAAGAAAACAAAAUAGUAAAGACAGAGAAUUAAAAUCCUCUGCAUACAAAAAUAAGGAAGAAGAAAAGACUAGAUGCUCAUUAGAAAAAGAAAUCAACCAAAAAUCAAAGAGUCAAGAAAGAGACCAUACACGUGGUAAAGAUAAAAAAUCUGAUCAUGAGUCCAGCCCUGGAACUGAUGAAGACAAAAGUGGAUGAGUGAGGGCCUUGAACUUUGUAUUUCCAUUUUUCUCUUUAGGUUUUAGAGACUUGCUGAAGAACACCCCUUUUUUUGUUGUUGUUUUCCUCUUCCUUUUUGUUUUUGGGGUUGGUUUUUUUUUUGUUUGUUUGUUUGUUUUUUAAUGCGGACUUCAUUAAGUUUGAUCUUUUGAUAUUCUACAACCUGAAUAAUUUGUACUGCUAAAGUUUUAAUAAACUUGAAAUGAGAAAACGCUUUUGUGUAAUAUUGUGUGCUGUUUAACUCUUUCGUUUCUCUGUUGUAGCUGUCAGCCAACAGCUACCAUGUCAAUAUACAUCUUGAUCUGUUGGAUCAACCUGUUAGAAAUAAAUACAAUUGUUAAUUGCAAUAGUAUUUUUUAUAAAAGUUUGCACUUCUCAUGUUUUAAAUAUUUUUAAAAGCCAUUAAAUUGAAAGGAAGUCAUACUGAUAUUGCUGAUUACAUUUUAAGGGAGAUUGUUACUGAUGUAAAUCAUAGAAGCUUGUAAGAGGAUUUUUUUAUUCCAAGAAAAAAAGUGCUUAUUCUAUGAUUUUCUGAAUAAUUGUUUUUAAAUUUUGAUCUUGUAACUUGUGCUUUAAAUACACAGAAAAAUGUCUGCUUACCUAUUGUAUUUUACUUUACCUGUUUCUUUGUAUUUCAAGUUGUGUAUGUAUAGUUCAUGUCUUAUGAAUAUUUUCUGCACUUUUUUUUUUAUUUGUCUUAUAGAAACAUCAAAUUGGAGUCAUUUUUAUUCUUUAGAAAAGUCAUGCUUAUCUGAUCAUUGAUAUACGUAAAGAUAUUCUUGGCUUAUUGUUACAAACCAUCAGGCAAAAUCAAUACUUAGGAAAUUUUAAGUGGAGUUUUUAUAUAUAGAUUGUCCUUUUUUUUAUUCGAGUAAUCAGAAUUAGUAUUUAGUAACAUUGAUUUUCUACUUGGUUAUUUUCCAUAUAUACACAAACCUUUAUAUGUUAGUCUCGGCCUAAUACAACAUUGUUAUAUUAAUUUUUGAAAUUUAUCCUAAUUGGCACCACAUUUGGAUUAGUUAUUAUAACUCUGCAUGCUUUAAAAAGGCCUAAUUCUUCAUUAAAAGUCUUCAUAGAAAUUUAAGUAUCAAAUGGAAGAAAUUUGUUCUGAACAUUAUUCUUAAUGUAACACUAACAUCAAUACUACAUUUUUUAAAAUGGCUUUAAACUGUGCGGUUUGAUUAUAACUUUAGCUUAGCAUCUAUGAAAUGUCACACAGUUCAGAAAAUUGCAAAAUUGGAUAGCACCAUUCAGAUAUAACCAAAAGAAAAUUUUGAAGUGGAAUUUUUAAAAAAAGCUUUCUCUUCUCAGUAUGACUUUUCCACCUAUUUCUUUAAGAAAACACUGACUAACUAGACAAACACAAAAGUGAUUUCAUUGGGGGGGGGGGGUGGGUUAAGAAAAGCAACCAUUUCCUAAGACUAAUUGGAGACUUUUAUAAUUAAGAUAGUAUCAUUUAUAUUCUUAAUGCACCUUCUAAGUAAAUCAUUUAAUUUGAAUAAUGCUUUUUAUGCUUAGAAAAGCAAUAUUUAGUAUAUAACACUAGUUGUUAAACUUUAAUAAAAGAAUAAUGCUUUUUGCAUUGUGUAGUCAUUUAAUGAUGUUCACUCAGGAGACAACAUAUAAUUGCUGUCUCUUGGAAAGAAUAUUCAAAACAGAUUUUAUUUGGGUAGUUCAUUCUGAUGGGACUUUGGGUUUAAUCCCAUAUCAUUGAAAGAAUUAGCUGUUAUUUGACAUAAAUCUAAAGAUUACAUUUAAAUAAUGUUUGUUGUGAGUUUAAGAUUGUUAGAUGAAAGGUGAUACUUAAAGAGGGACUUGAUUUUAGUAUGACCAAAAGAUAGCCAUUCCAAAUUAAAAAAAAAAAAA
Sarcophilus harrisii (Tasmanian devil) is the source of this 5083-nucleotide messenger RNA. It is a transcript of the gene PPIG, whose product is annotated as peptidylprolyl isomerase G. The record is from RefSeq and is a predicted model, not a curated record. Gene Ontology annotation, molecular function: peptidyl-prolyl cis-trans isomerase activity. NCBI's taxonomy places the organism in Eukaryota, Metazoa, Chordata, Mammalia, Dasyuromorphia, Dasyuridae. Gene Ontology annotation, cellular component: nucleus. Gene Ontology annotation, biological process: protein peptidyl-prolyl isomerization; protein folding. The transcript has 14 exons. The coding region runs from base 947 to 3196 and encodes 749 amino acids.